Molecule: messenger RNA, 4851 nt
Organism: Closterium sp. Naga37s-1
Lineage: Eukaryota; Viridiplantae; Streptophyta; Zygnematophyceae; Desmidiales; Closteriaceae
Source: the annotation of a GenBank genome assembly
AUGAAGCGCUUGCUCUAUCCUCUCCUUCCGUUCCGCACCCUCCCCACCAGCCACUGUGCAGUGAACGCGUGCCUGGCCCCUUUAUACAGCGUGGAAGGGGCAGCAGUGGUUACAGUGGAGGGCAUCGGCAGCACGCGGGGGAGGCUGCAUCCGGUGCAGGCGGCUCUGUCCUCCUCUCACGGCUCUCAGUGCGGCUUCUGCACACCGGGGUUUGCCAUGUCCAUGUAUGCUCUGCUCCGCUCCUCCUCCUCUGCAGCCUCCUCCUCCGCCUCCUCCUCCGCCGCCCCAGCCGCCUCUGCUUCCUCUGCUUCCUCAUCUUCCUUGUUGCCUUCCGAAGCUGAGAUAGAGGAGGCAAUAUCAGGCAACCUGUGCCGUUGCACCGGCUACCGGCCCAUUCUCGAGGCCUUUCGCACCUUUGCUCGCGCCGACGCUGCUGCCUAUGCUGCUGACACUGCAGCUUCCCAUGCUGCUGCUUCUCAUGGUGCUUCACGUGCUGCUUCUAAAGUGACUCUUCGGGAUGGGCUUGUUGACGGGCAGCUUGGGGCGGCGCUUUGUCCUUCCACUGGCCUGCCCUCCUACAUCCACGUGGCAGCCAUCCCUGCGCUCUCAGAGAUCAGCCAAUCAGAGCACGGCAUCACCGUGGGUGCAGCAGCCUCCCUGUCCGCCCUGCGCCAAGCCAUGCUGGCAGCAGUGGGGGGUAUACCAGCUCACAAAACGGCUGUGUGUGCGGCUGUAGCGGAGCAACUGAGGUGGUUCGCUGGUGUGCAGAUUCGCAACGUGGCAACGCUAGCUGGUAACAUCGUAACAGCCAGCCCCAUAUCCGACCUCAACCCCAUCUUCAUCGCUGCCAACGCGACGUUCCACCUCGCCAGGCUGGCACCUCGGGCUGCUGACGUGGCUGAUGCUGACGUGGUAGCAUGUGCUGACGUGGACAAGGCCCAGCAAUCCUCCCGUCCAAUCGAGCAGCGACAGGUGGCAGCACGGGAUUUCUUCAAGGGGUACCGGAAGGUGGAUUUGAGGGAGGGCGAAGUCCUCACUGCUGUGUUCAUUCCGUGGACGCAUCCCAAUGAGCACAUAGUGGCAUACAAGCAGGCACACCGCAAGGACGACGACAUUGCCCUUGUCAAUGCGGCUCUGCGCGUGCUGCUCUCCCCUCCCACUCCAGACGCCCCUCCUACUGUCAUCGACUGCUCCCUUGUCUUCGGCGGCGUGGCAGCAACAACUGUAUCAGCCCACCGCACGCAGCAACAUCUGCUCGGCCGCCCCUGGACUCAGGAAACCCUUCAGGUGGCCCUUCAGGUGCUUCAGGAGGAGAUCUCCGUGCCUGAGAACGCACCUGGAGGCAUGCCUGAAUUCAGGGGGUCUCUCGUUCUCUCUUUCUUCUUCAAGUUCUUUCUGCUCGUGGCCCACCGCGUGAAUGCACACACUCAGCAGCAGCUGCUGCCAGGGAAAAUGGGAACGGGGGCAGAGGGAGGGGCAGGGGCAGAGGGAGGGGCAGGGGCAGAGGGAGGGGCAGGAGCAGAGGGAGGGGCAGGAGCAGAGGGAGGGGCAGGAGCAGAGGGAGGGGCAGGAGCAGAGGGAGGGGCAGGAGCAGAGGGAGGGGCAGGAGCAGAGGGAGGGGCAGGAGCAGAGGGAGGGGCAGGAGCAGAGGGAGGGGCAGGAGCAGAGGGAGGGGCAGGAGCAGAGGGAGGGGCAGGAGCAGAGGGAGGGGCAGGAGCAGAGGGAGGGGCAGGAGCAGAGGGAGGGGCAGGAGCAGAGGGAGGGGCAGGAGCAGAGGGAGGGGCAGGAGCAGAGGGAGGGGCAGGAGCAGAGGGAGGGGCAGGAGCAGAGGGAGGGGCAGGAGCAGAGGGAGGGGCAGGAGCAGAGGGAGGGGCAGGAGCAGAGGGAGGAGCAGGAGCAGACCUGGAAGCAGAGAAGAGCACCCUCACAACCAUCAGCACCACAGCCAACGCCAGCAGCAGCAGCGACGCAGCUUCCGUGUGGCCGCCCCCCACCUACCUGUCCGCUUUGGACUCUCUCCCUCGCCCCUAUCCCCGUGGCAUGCAAGCAUGGGAGGCUAGACCCUUGGCAGAGGGUGCAGCUACUGAGGGAGGAGGGGGAAAGGCAGCAGGGGAGGUGGUGGGAGUGCCGGCUGUUCACCUCGCUGCUGACCUGCAGGUGCGUCCUGCUUUCGUCAGGUGGGUUCAGAUCAGCGACUGUGCUAGUGGCGCCGCUAAAGGCAGUACCAGUGGACCGCUAAAGGCAGUACCAGUGGCGCUGCUAAAGGCAGUACCAGUGGCGCCGCUAAAGGCAGUACCAGUGACGCCGCUAAAGGCAGUACCAGUGGCGCCGCUAAAGGCAGCAGAGUAUGCUGAUCACGCGCCUCUCCCCCCAUCCGCCCUGCUUGGCGAGGCGGAAUAUGCAGACGACACUCCCCUCCCCCCCUCCGCCCUGCACUGUGCUCUCGUGACAGGGGAAGCAGAGUAUGCAGACGACACUCCCCUACCCCCCUCCGCCCUGCACGGGGCUCUCGUCCUCAGCACCCGUCCCCACGCCCGCAUCCUCUCCAUCGACCAAUCAGAGGCCGCCACCUGUCCGGGAUUUUUGGGGAUGUUUGGAGCCAAGGACGUGCCUGGUAGCAACCGGUUCGGUGCGGUGGAGCACGAUGAGGAGGUGUUUGCUUCGGAGAGUGUGCACUGUGUGGGACAGAUCAUUGCAGUGGUUGUUGCCGACACUCACGACCACGCCCGGGCAGCCGCAAAAAAGGUCAAAGUGAUCUACGAGGACCUGCCCGCAGUACUCACCAUCCAGGAAGCCCUUGCUUCGGGCAGCUUCCACAAAUUCCCGUUCUCGGGCGGGCAGACCGAAAGAAACCUCCUCAGGGUCCCUAACCCCCCUGAGAAAACCGAUCAAGAAAACGGCUCAGAAGAGAACAACAUAGUCAAACCCUCCCCAGCUGAUUCAGCAAGCUUCCAAGUGCUCGCCGCCCGGACCGGGUCCUCCGUCUCCGCUGCUGAUGUGGAAUCCGUCCUUGCUGACGUGUCCCAAUGCCCAUUGGUACUCGAAGGCGAGCUGGCAAUGGGCGGGCAAGAGCACUUCUACCUCGAACCCAACACCUGCGUGGUCUGGCCCGUGGACGGGGGAAGGGAAGUCCAUAUGCUGUGCUCCACACAAGCCCCCACACACCACCAGAAGGACGUUGCUUCUGCCCUCGGAAUCCCUAUGCACAGGGUGGUUUCGAGGGUUAAGCGGCUGGGAGGGGGGUUUGGGGGGAAGGAGACACGGAGCGUGCUGGUGGCGGCGGCGGCGUGUGUGCCGGCUUGGCGGUUGAAUAGGGCUGUGAGGAUUACGUUGGAUCGGGACGAUGACAUGAAGGUCACGGGUCAGCGACACCCCUUCUAUGGCAAAUACAAGGUGGGCUUCACCCCUUCUGGUCGUCUCGUGGCCGUCCAAGUCCUGCUCGUGUCGAACGCCGGCUGCACGCUCGACCUCUCAGCAGCAGUGCUCGAGCGAGCUCUCUUCCACUGCGACUCCGUCUACUCAGCACUGCACAUGCACGCGCGGGGGCGCAUGGCACGCACGCACCUGCCAUCCAACACGGCGUUCCGGGGGUUCGGGGGACCGCAGGGCAUGAUGGUGAUGGAGAGUGUGAUUGAUCACGUGGCGAGGACCCUUGGGAAGAGCGCGGAAGAGAUAAGGUUUCUAAAUCUCCAACCAGAGGGUUACACUCUGCACUUCGGCCAGCCGCUGACUCACAACCCGAUGCACCGAAUCUGGACGCAGCUGCUGCGCUCCUCCUCCUUUGUAUCCCGCCGAACCGACAUCGACACGUACAACUCCACAAGCCGGUGGCGAAAGAAAGGUCUCGCAAUGAUCCCCACCAAGUUUGGCAUCUCAUUCACGGCCAAGUUUCUGAACCAGGGAGGGGCGCUGGUGCAUGUGUACACGGAUGGAACGGUGCUGGUGACACACGGAGGGGUGGAGAUGGGUCAGGGGCUUCACACCAAGUGCGCUCAGAUCGCUGCUCAGACUCUGGGGGUGCCGCUGUCGAAUGUGUUCAUCUCUGAAACCAGCACGGAUAAGGUGCCUAACACCUCUCCGACGGCUGCAUCAGCAUCGUCAGACAUCUAUGGGCGGGCGGUUUUGGAAGCAUGUGAGGAGAUCAAGCGGCGGAUGGAGCCAAUCAGGCAGCAGUAUCCGGCGGAGUCGUUCGGGCAGAUUGCCGAUCGAUGCUACAGAGAGCGAAUAAACCUGUCAGCCCAAGGCUUCUUCGCCACCCCCAACAUCGGAUUCGACUGGGCUACAGCGUCAGGCUCGCCCUUUGCAUACUUCACCUUUGGGGCAGCGGUGGCGGAGGUGGUGGUAGAUGUGCUUACAGGGGAGUGGGUGGCGCCGCGGGUUGAUAUUCUCAUGGAUGUGGGGCGAUCACUGAACCCAGCUAUAGACAUUGGACAGAUAGAGGGAGCCUUCGUGCAGGGCAUGGGGUGGUCGGUGAUCGAGGAGAGCAAGUGGGGUGAUAGCGCCCACCCCUGGGUGGCGCCUGGGUCGCUGUUUACCUGUGGACCCGGCACAUACAAGAUCCCGGCUGCUUCUGACAUUCCCACCGACUUUAGAGUCACUCUGCUUGCUGACUCCCCCAAUCCGCACGCAGUGCUGUCAUCCAAGGCGGUCGGUGAGCCUCCUUUCUUCCUUGGCUCAUCCGUCAUGUGGGCCAUAAAAAACGCCAUCUACGCCGCCCGGAAGGAUGCCGGCCACACUGGCUUCUUUCGUCUUGACUCUCCCGCCACCCCUGAGAGGAUUCGGCUGGCAUGUGCUGAUCAGCUAACAGAGCCGUUCUGUGGGCCGAAUGUAGUGCCACGGCUCAGUGUGUAA